Molecule: messenger RNA, 7025 nt
Organism: Heterotrigona itama
Lineage: Eukaryota; Metazoa; Arthropoda; Insecta; Hymenoptera; Apidae
Source: the annotation of a GenBank genome assembly
UUCUUUUAAGAUUUCUACUAUAUCAAUUGACAUUUUUUUUUUUAUUUUUAAAAUUUUGUUCUAAAACAAAUUAUAUGUAACUUUUUUUACAUAUAUUCUAGCAAAAGAGUGGAAAGCAAUUAUUUUUUAUAAAAAUUUCAUUUUUUUAUUUACUUAAAAGCAAAGUAAUAGUCACAAUCUUUUGUUAAAUAAUAUAUGUAUGACAUUAAGCAAAUUUUUUGAAAUAGAAAUUGAAAACUAAUUAUUUUAAAAUGUUUUCAAUUAUUAAUCUUACGGUACAAAAAACCAGUUAAAUUUACAGUUAGAAAAACGUGAAUACAUAUAUUUAUAUGUGUGUAUACUGUCUAUGUGCAUAUCAUUAAGCAAUUUCAUAUAUUUCUUUUUUCAGUAUUUAGAUUAAUUCAUGUAUUUACAAUGCGCUAUAAUAAUUCUUGUAAGUACUAUUUAUUUUAUUUGUUUCCUUAUUGUUGUUAUAAAUAUUUUAAUUACUACAUUUUUGUAUAUAUAUAUAUAUGUUCUAAACAAAAAUUAAUAUUUACUACAAAUAAUAAAUAAUAAAUUUAAUGUAAAUAGUAGCUAUUCUUAGUAGCUUUCUUUUAACCUAUGCAAUCUGUUGUUUUUCAUAGUAAUUUUACUAAAUGUAAUGUUUUUUUAUGCACACAAAAAAAAAUUACAAAUUUGUUACAAGAACGUCUUAUCAUUACUGUUUUAAUUAUGCACAAUAUUGUAAAAAAUUCUCUCAUAUUAAAUUACUAUGAUUUUAAAAGCCUCUGGAGAAGAAUGUCCUUUAACAAAAGGUAGAAGUUAUAAAUAUACAUUAAGUAUGUAUUGUGGAGAUGGUCUGAAAUUUAUUAUAAGCUGUUUUACUAUUUUGACCAUUUCUAUUACAACAACGUUAAUUUUACAAAUUUUAUAUGCUGAUGGAAGUCCACAGGAUAAAACUAGCAUUCAUGGUGCAGUUGCAACAGAUUAUACAAAUUGUUCACAAAUUGGAAGUAAAAUAUUACGAAAAGGUGGUAAUGCAGUAGAUGCAUCUAUAGCAGCUACUAUUUGUAUGACAGUGGUAGCUCCACAUAAAACUGGUCUGGGUGGAUGAAAUACGCAUACCAGCAGUGUUAAAAGGAUUAGAACAUGCACAUAAAUUAAAGGGUAAACUACCAUGGAAUGAAAUUAUUAAACCUUCUGUAUCUCUAGCCAAAGAAGGAUUUGUUGUAUCAAAAGAGUUAGCAAGUGAAAUAUCAAAAAAUAUUAAUUAUGAAAUUUUAUAUGGCCAUAUUAAUGCAGGAGAUAUAUUAAAGUUAUAUAAUCUUAGUGAUUUGUUAAACGCUGUAGCACUGGAAGGCACUAAUGUGUUAUAUAACGGAAUUUUUUCACAGAAACUUCUACAUGAUAAAGUUAAACUUUUAAAGCUUCUUCCACAGUUGGUAAAUUAUAAACCUGAUGUAUAUAUAGCAAAAAAAUCAAGUUUUUAUAAACAUGUGAUAUAUUACUCUCCACAUAUGUCAUUAUUAAAAUCAAUGAUUGCAGCACUGAAAAAUCUUAAAAUAUCUACUGAUAAUACAUCUAUAGUAGAAACAGAUAUAGAAGUAGCAAAAACACUAAUAAAUUCAGUUUCAAUACCGUUACAAAUAAAACAACAUGUGGACUUAGUACACCAUUUGGUCUUGGACACAUGUCAAGUGCUGGUUUUUUACUGGAUAAAGCUGUUACUAACAAUACCUUAUCCACACUUGUUCCAAUAAUUUUUCAUAAUGAAAAAGCAUUAUGUGGAUUAAGAGGAGUGUUUGGAACUGAUGAUAUAUUAAUUAUUGGACAAUUAUUAUACAACAUUAUAAUACGCCAAUUAAACGUUUCUGAAGCUAUUGAACAUCCAAGGUAUUAUUUUUCGUCAAAUGGAUUUGUCAUAGAAAAUGAUCCAAAACAUUCUAUAGAUGCAGUAAUACGAAGUCAAUUAAACUUAAUUGUACCAACACCACAUUUGGAAACUGAUUCAAUAUUAAAAAGCGUGAAUAUCAUUAUAAAAAGAAAAGAUUUAAUGUCAAGCCAUUCAGAUAGUCGUGGAGGUGGCCUUGCAUCAAGAUUUUAAAUUAUUCAUUUUUAUUUUAUUUUUAUUAAAUAUAUCUUUAAUAUUUUUUAUAUUAAUAUAUACAAAAUUAUAUUUUAUAUUUUUUAUAUUUAUGUAUACAAAAUAUUAUAUUUAAGUAUAGUGGAAUAUCUUACAACGACUUCAUGUUAUCAAAAAAAUGUUUCUACAAAAAUUGCUUGAUGUGAAAAUAUACAUUGAUGAUAAAAUAAGAUCUUUCAUGAAUUUUUAAAAUUCUAAUUAAAAUUAGAUAUUUAUUACAAAGAACAAACAAAAUAAAAAGUAAUUUAUACUGUUUUAUAAAAAUAAUUUUAUUUUUUUAAUCAUUUUUAUAUAAAAUUUAUACAAUAAAAUUUAAUCUAUAUUAUAUACUUUAAUUUGAGUAAAUUAUUCACAUCUUUUUAUACUUGUGAUUGCUGUUUUUCUUCUUUGUAUUUCUUACUUAAAUCAAGCUGUCUUAAUCUAGCAUACAUUGCACUAGCACCAAGCACAACAAAGUUACUUAUCCACCACAAGUAUGAUUUCUUUUCAUUGAACCAAUAAGUUGCUAAAACUGUUUGUGCACAGGCUUUAGCAGUUCCACUAAUAUUGUGUGUUAAAGGAGACGUUACUUUUAUCUGAAGUGCUGUAGCAAAACCAAUAGCAAAACCGCAAAUACCACCAAGAAUCAUAGCAAACCAAAAAUAUGAAGACCCAAUUUUAUCAUAAUUGUACACUGUAACAUAUUCUCCAUUAGCUAACAUCAAUGGAAGAAAUAUAAUGACACUAUAUGCAUUGUUACAAUAAGAAAGUAACCAAAUAUCUUGGUCUAAUUUAGGAAGGACUUGUUUCAUAUGAAUGGAAUAUAGUGAGAGAGUUAAUGAUCCUAGUACACCAAAAAUUGUUCCUAGAAUAGACAAAGAACCAGCAAUAUGUUCUUGAUCUACACCAAGCCAAAAUCCAAUCACAAUAAAUGCACAACAUGCAAUACAAUUUAUAGAAGUCUUUUGACCUAGCAUGAGAUACGUGAAAAUAACAUUAAAUACAGUUGUUAAUGAACGUCCUAUGUAAUAAAAUGCAACAUCAACAUAUUUUAAACAUAAAUUGUUUGUCGCAAUUGUUCCAGUAAAUAGAAGAGACAGUGGCAAUACCUUUCUAAGUGUUUCUUUGGUAUAUGGAUUACCACAAGGGAAUUUAAUAUAUUUUGGGAACCACUUUGACAAAUUGCUAAGAAUUAUGCAUAUGAUCAAGGAUAUUACACAUUGGCACCAUGUUAUAAAAAGAGGUGCGUCCAAAUUUAUAGUAUUACUGGAUAGAAGAACUUUAUUUAUAAAUACAGUAAAUAUAGAAAUUAUCCUGUAAGUUGCAACCACAAUUGUAAUGUACAUAAAUUUUGCAAAUAUUCCAGUUUCUAGUAUCAUUUUUCUUCUAUAUAUUUAUUUAUGUUAAUAUAAAAUUACAUUAUUUUUUUAAUACAUAUAUUUCAAUGAUAGAGUAUAUGUAUAUUGAUUAUACAAAACUUCAUAUACAUAUUUACUUAAUCAAACAUUGAAUUGCAAUAGAGCUGUUAAAAUAUUGACAAUAUGAUACAAUAAGAUACUAUUGAUUCUUCACAAAUUUUUUCAUAGAUUAUUGUAACAUAAUAUUGUGAUUUAAUAGCUUUAAUAUUUUUAACGAAUACAAUUGUUCAUGACAUAAAUAAUAAAAAUAUAAUUUAAACAUUUUGAUAUGACUAAGAUAGAUUUACAAAUCUUUAUCAAAUAAUCUGUAAUUAUGGAGUAAUAUAUGUUUUAUUAUCUUUAAUUGCUUAUCAACGUGCAAGUUUUUUAGGUUAUAUUUUGCACAAUCUGCUAUCAUGCUACGAUAGUUACUCUAGUUACUCUAGAAUAAUUAUGUGUACACAUAUGUUCCAGCAUAAGCAUUAUUCAGCCAGUUUGUUUUAAUUUAGAAUAAUUAUAUUUACACAAAUUAAUAAUUGAAAUCUUACAAAAUGUCACGAUAUGAGGAUGUCAUUGUGGAAGAUAAAAGGAGUGAUGAUAAUGCGAUACCUGAAUCAGAGAUUAGGCAUAGAAUUCCAUGGAGUGAACGUGUAUUAUUAAACAGUGAAAUACCAGGAUUACAUGAAGUUAAAGAAUUAUUAGAGGAUGAUGAUGCAAGCUGUUUGGCAGAAGAAGAGGAUGGAGUUGGUUGUCCGUUACCUUCGACUCCUGAAGAUGAUCAUCUUUUGGAUUGUGAGAUGACAGAAGUAUUAAAAGCCGGUGUGUUAAGUGAUGAAAUUGAUCUUGGUGCAUUAGCACAUAAUGCUGCAGAACAAGCAGAAGAAUUUGUUCGCAAGGUUUGGGAAGCGUCGUGGAAGCAGUGUCAUUUCAGAAACCUUCCAAAGUGGUUACAAGAUAAUGAUUUCUUACAUGCUGGCCACAGACCACCUUUACCAUCUUUUUACGCCUGUUUUAAAAGUAUUUUUCGAAUUCAUACAGAAACUGGAAAUAUUUGGACUCAUUUGCUUGGAUGCGUUGCAUUUAUUGGCAUAGCUAUAUUCUUCAUAACACAACCUCCUAUAGAAAUACAAUUAGAAGAAAAAUUGGUAUUUGGUACCUUCUUUGCUGGUGCUAUUAUAUGUCUAGGAAUGUCAUUUGCCUUUCACACUGUACACUGCCACAGCGAAUGUGUCGGAAAGUUGUUUUCAAAAUUAGAUUACUGUGGAAUAGCUAUGCUAAUUAUGGGUAGUUUUGUACCAUGGCUUUAUUAUGGUUUUUACUGUGAUUAUCAACCUAGGCUUAUUUAUUUGUCAGUGGUUGUAAUACUUGGUGUAACAAGUAUUGUCGUAUCAUUAUGGGAACGAUUUGGUGAACCAAGUUACAGACCAUUAAGGGCAGGCGUUUUUAUGGGAUUUGGUCUUAGUGGGGUAAUACCAGCAGUACAUUAUGCCAUUGCAGAGGGUUGGUUUAAAGCAAUUAGUCAAGCAUCUCUUGGAUGGUUAAUAUUAAUGGGAUGUUUGUACAUCUUAGGUGCACUGUUUUAUGCAUUAAGAGUACCUGAACGAUUUUUUCCUGGCAAGUUUGAUAUUUGGUUUCAGAGUCAUCAAAUCUUCCAUGUGUUAGUGAUUGCAGCAGCUUUUGUUCAUUACCACGGAAUAACAGAGAUGGCUAUGUAUAGAAUGACAAUAGGAGAUUGUACAAAUCCGUCGCAGGUGAUGGCUUUUUAAUUAUGGCAAUGAACAUAUAAUAUCGUAUUGUUGGAUUUCACCUUACGUACCUUUAUCGAGACCUAAAAAGAUUCCUAAAUCUUUGUGUGUCGGUAGAUCUGUACUGUAAAGAACUGCUGGAAACAAUAUCAUGAAAAUAAACAGCACAAAAGUUUCCUUCUAGUUCGUCAUAAUUAGCAAAAAAUUUCAAAAGAAAUUUACAAAAAUUUGAUAAAAGUUCAUAAAGAAGUGCAAUAUAUGAUAAUGAGAAAUUAAUUAAAUAAAACUUUUUACACUUUCGUAAAUUUGAAUUUAUGAAAAAUGUCUUUAUAUUGAGCUCAACGUUUAAAACAUUUGUCAUAUUUAUCAAAAAUUUCAGUAGUACAAAGUAACAAAUAAUGUAACUAUUUACACUUGUUUCUUCCUUUAUGCGAAUAAUUUAUUUAAACAAUGCAAUUUCUUUAUAAUUUAUUUAAACAAUGUAACUUUAUUAUAUGCAAAAUGAAUGUUAUAGUUAUAAAAUAUCAUUUUACUGACUGAUAAUGACUGAUCUCUUGUUUCGUGCAGUUCUCUUACUUGUUGAAAACAAGUUGAUGAAAAGAAGUUGUAAAAUACGAAACAGAGUACAGAUAUAUGGCAACGAACAAAACUUAAUAUAAUUAAGAUUUAGGAAUUAAUUGAAAACAUGAAUGACUUUAUAGUAUAAGCACUAUAAAAGUUGUAAUAUAUUUUGAACACUGUUAAAGCAAUGAAAACUAUUUAUUGUAAUGAUUAUGUGUGAACUAUACAAAUUCAACCUUUUUUACAUCACACUUGCAUAUAGUAAGUAAAACACUAAUUUUCUUUUCAUUGUCUGUAUCUUCAAAAUUUAUCGUGUAUCGUAAUUUGUUUUUUGACUUCUUAUUUUCUAUAUUGGUUAUAAAUGGUUUGCAUUUUUUAAUACUAAUAGAACAAUUUUCGUUCUCACUUUUUCCCCUUAAAUAUUCAUAAUAUUCUUUCUUUUUUAUGUAGCCCUAUGUUUGUUGUAAAAUACACAUUUCAUUGCAGAUCUGCUGUUUUUUCAUAUAAAAAAGUGUUGAAUACUUUUGUUAUUAUCGUAGGGUCUAGUACUUAUAUGAAGAGAUAUUGUUGACAUUUUUACAUAAAUAAUUCGUACUAUUGGUAAAUUAAUAAAGAAGGAAAUUAUGAAUUUCAUAUGUAAAAACACAAUUAUCCUACUUUAUGUAAUUUCCCAAAAAUAUAUUUUUCUAAAUAAAUAUUGUAGUAUCAUUUUGCGAACUAUUAGAAUAUAUUAGAAUUAUCUUCAUCCACUGUAAUAAAUGACAAUCGAGACAUUCAAAAACAAGAAUAUAAAAUCUAUAAAAUUAAUUAAUUUACAAUUUUUUUUGUCAAUUACUUAACACAUACAUAAAUCUAAAUCUUGUCAUUAAGAAUAAUAAGCUGAAUUAAUUUUAUGUUUCAAUAGUAUUUAUCGUUUAGUUUUACUAUCAGAAUUAUGAUGUUUUUAUUGUGAAUAGAAAGAGAUUGUGAUCGUUCGUUUAUUUAUUUAUAUUCAAUAAGAAUUUUUAGAUCUGCAAUUAUUAUCUUUCGUUUCUAGAUAACGUGAAAUUCAAAAUUCUAUUAAGUUUCUAUAUUUUUGGUACAAAAUGUUUAUACAAAGUACUUAUAAACGUGUAAAAAAUUAAAAAAAAUUUUAUGAUAAAAAUAAUUGUACAUUUUAUAUGAGCAGAAUCUUGUUUAUUAAGAAUUUGUAUAUAUAUAAUUAUCAAUUUAUUUUCA